Messenger RNA from Hippopotamus amphibius kiboko, 4839 nucleotides. It is a transcript of the gene TCOF1, whose product is annotated as treacle ribosome biogenesis factor 1. Lineage: Eukaryota; Metazoa; Chordata; Mammalia; Artiodactyla; Hippopotamidae. The record is from RefSeq and is a predicted model, not a curated record. Bases 57 to 4538 code for a protein of 1493 amino acids. Gene Ontology annotation, molecular function: protein binding. The transcript has 27 exons.
GCGGGCGGGGACUGAGGGGGGCGUGCAGGUAAGCCGACCGGCCUGGGAUUGCGGGCAUGGCCGAGGCCAGGAAGCGGCGGGAGCUGCUUCCCCUGAUCUACCAGCAUCUGCUGCAGGCGGGCUAUGUGCGGGCGGCGCGGGAAGUGAAGGAGCAGAGCGGCCAGAAAAGUUUCCUGACUCAGCCGGUAACCCUCCUGGACAUCUAUACACACUGGCAACAAACCUCCGAGAUUGGCCAGAAACGGAAGGCAGAGGACGAUGCAGCCCUGCAGGCCAAGAAGAGCCGUGUGUCAGACCCUAUUAGCAGUUCAGAGAGCUCGGAAGAGGAGGAGGAAGAGGAGGAGGCAGAAGCCGAAACUUCUAAAGCCACCCUGAAACUAGCAUCUACCAACUCCUCAGUCACGGGGACGGUUUUGCCUUCAAGCGUGAAAGAAAAAGCCAAGGCAAAGACCAAGAAAGCCAGCAAGACAGUGAACUCCACGGCACAGCCUGCCUCCGGGAAGGCAGUGGCUCAGCUUCUCACUGGCAAGUCACCCCGGAAGGCAGCAGGGCCCUCAGCAAAUACUGUCCUUGUCUCAGAAACUGAGGAGGAGGGCAGUGUCUCGGCCCUCGGAACCACUGCCAAGCCUGGAAUGGCAUCCGCGGGCCAGGCAUCCGCAGGCCAGGCCGACAGCUCCAGCGAGGACACCUCCAGCUCGAGUGAUGAGACGGAUGUGGAGGUGAAACCUGCAGCAAAACCAUCGCAGGUCAAAGCCUCAGCAGCUGUGACCAAGGAGCCUCCAAGGAGAAGGGCAGCCCCGACCCCAGGGAAAGUGGGGGAUGUGCUGCCCCAGGUCAGAGGGGCUGCUGGAACCCCAGCCAGCAGGGCCGAGAAGCCAGCAGAGGUCUCGGAGAGCAGUGAGGAGUCCGAGAGUGAGGAGGGGGGCCCUGCGGGGACACCCAGCCAGGUGAAGGCCUCGGAGAAAACUGUCCAGGUCAGAGCUGCCUCGGGUCCUGCCAAGGGGACCCCUGGGAAAGGGGCCACCCCAGCACCCCCUGCAAAGGCAGGGCCUGCAGCCGCCCAGGCCAAGGCAGUGAGGCCAGAGGAGGACUCAGAGAGCAGCAGCGAGGAGUCAGACAGCGAAGAGGAGACACCAGCUGCCAAAACCCUGCUGCAGGCAAAGCCCUCCGGGAAGAUCCCCCAGGUCAAAGCCACCUCAGCAGCUACUGCCCAGGUGCUUUCUCCUAGGAAAGGGGCCCCUCCAGCACCCCCUGGCAAGGCAGGGCCUGCAGCCAUCCAAGCGCAGCCCAGGAAGCAGGAGGAAGACUCAGAGAGCAGCAGCGAGGAAUCAGAGAGCGAGGGCGAGGCGUCCACAGCCGUGCCCCAAACCACGAGCCCGGCUCAGGCAAAGCCCGUGGGGAAAAACUCCCAGGUCAGAGCUGCCUCAGCUGUGGGCACGGGCCCCUCAGCGAAGAGUGCCGUCCCAGGGCUCCCUCAGAAGGCAAGGGCUGUAGCCGCCCAGGCGGCGAGGCGGGAGGAGGACUCGGAGAGCAGCAGCGAGGAGGAGUCGGACAGCGACGGGGAGGCCCUGAGGGCAGCAGCCUCGGCCCAGGCAAAGUCCUCGGGGAAAGUCCUCCAGGUCAGACCUGCCUCAGAUCCCACCAAGGGGCCCCCUCAGAGGGCCGGGCCUGCAGCCACCCAGGUCAAGGCCGAAACGUCCAAGGAAGACUCGGAGAGCAGCGAGGAGGAGUCAGACAGUGAGGACGAGGCGCCCGCAGCCAAGACUCCAGCCCAGGCAAAAUCAUCUGUGAAAACUUCUCAGACCAAGGCCUCCCCAAGGAAGGGCACCCCCACUACACCCGCAUCUGCCAAGGUCCCCCCAGUGCACGUAGGCACACCAGCCCCCUGGAAAGCAGGAACGGUGACUUCUCCAACCUGCACAGCAUCCCCAGCCAUGGUCAGGGGCAACCAGAGGCCAGAGGAGGACUCUUCGAGCAGUGAGGAGUCGGAGAGUGAGGAGGAAACAGCUCCUGCCACAGCAGUGGGACAGGUGAAGUCUGUAGGGAAAAGCCUCCCAGUGAAAGCUGCCUCAGCACCCACCAAGGGGCCCUCGGGGCGGGGGACCACCCCGGUGCUCCCUAGGAAGGCAGGGCCUGCAGUGGCGCAGGUCAAAGCUGAGGUGCAGGAAGACUCCGAGAGCAGUGAAGAGGAGUCGGGUAAUGAGGAGGCGGCUGCAGCUCCAGCACAGGUGAAGACUUCAGUGAAAACCCCUCAGACCAAAGCCAACCCAGCUGCCACCAGAGUGGCUUCAGCCAAAGGGGCAGCAUCAGCUCCUGGAAAAGGGGUCCCUGCAGUCGCUCAAGCCAAACCAGGGUCCCUGGCCAAGGCAAAGCCACCAGCGAGAGCCCCGAAGAGCAGUGCUGUCUCUGGGAGAGGCCAGGCAUCUGUGCUGGCUGUGGGGAAGGCAGUGGCUGCAGCAGCCCAGGCCCUGCCGGGGCCGGUCAGGGGCCCGCAGGAGGACUCGGAGAGCAGUGAGGAGGAGUCGGACAGUGAGGAGGAGGCGCCCGCUCAGGCGAAGUCCUCAGGGAAGACCCCCCAGGUCAGAACUGCCUCAGCCCCCACCAAGGCGUCCCCAGCACCCCCUGGGAAGGCAGGACCCCCAGCCGUCCAGGCCAGGAAGCAGGAGGAGGACUCGGAGAGCAGCAGCGAGGAGGAGUUGGACAGUGACAGGGAGAUGUCGGCAGCUGUGCCACCAGCCCAGAAGGAGGGUAACUCCAAAACUGCCAGAAGCAAGGCCCUGGCCCCGGCACCCCCGGAGAAGAAGGCAGAGGGGUCGUCAACCAGCAGUGACGAGGAGCUGCCGGCGAGCCAGGUGAUUAAAACCCCUCUGAUUUUUGUCGACCCUAAUCGUAGUCCAGCUGGCCCAGCUGCUACCCCCGCCCAAGCCCAGGCUACAGGCGCCCCGAGGAAGGCCCAGGCCUCGGAGAGCACGGCCAGGAGCUCCUCUGAGAGUGAGGAUGAGGACGUGAUCCCCGCCACGCAGUGCUUGACUCCUGGCCAACCAAGGGCCGCCCUCAGAGCCAGCGUGGUGGGGGCCCGCAGCAGUGAGGACGCCAGUCGGGUGUCUGAAGGCAAGAAACAGGAGGCGCCAGCCCCUCAGGUCACAAAGAGGAACCCCGCUCACCUCCCGCUGACCCAGGCUGCCCUGAAGGUCCUUGCCCAGAAAGCCAGUGAGGCCCAGCCUCCUGCUGCCAGGACCCUGUCUUCAAGUGGGACUGACAGUGCUCUGGGAACACUCCCUGCAAUGAGUUCCCAGAGCACCUCUGCACAGGCCAAAAGGACCAACAAGCUCAGAAAACCUGAGGUUCCUGCAGCCCAGCGGGCCACAGCCUCUCCUUCAGGACACCCCAAGGCCAAGGCCUCUGGGACCUCAGAUGACAGUGAGGACAGCAGCGGCAGCUCUUCAGGGAGCGAAGACGAUGCUGGGGGGCCCCGGGGGGCCCCAUCGGCCCACAGGCCAGUAGGCCCAGCCCCCCCCAGGAGGGAGACCUUGGUGGAGGAGACCUCAGCAGAGUCCAGUGACGAUGCAAUGGUGGCACCUUCCCAGUCUCUCCUCUCAGGUUAUGUGACCCCUGGGCUGACUCCAGCUAGUUCCCAGGCUUCAAAGGCCACUCCCAAACCAGACCCCAACCCCUCGGUUUCCUCUACUCCGGCCACCAGAGAUGCCUUGGACGGCAAGCAGGAAUUGGAGCCCCAGCAAGCAGCUGGCAUCAUGUCCCCUAAAAGAGGCAGAGGAGAGGCUAGUGCCACACUUCGGAAGCCCGGGGAGGGGCCUGGGGGCCCCCAGGCCUCCAUUCUGGCACUGCAGAGCGGCAUCACCCGGCGCCUCCUGAGCGAACCCUGGCCCCUGAGUGAGGAACAGGUGCGGGCCUCGGUGGCGAAGGUGCUGGUGGAGCUGCUGGAGCAGAAGGCCGUGGACGCCACCAAGGAGAGCGGCCGGAAGAGCCGCCCGGGCAACAAGCGGAAGCUGCCCGAAGAGCAGACGGCCACCAGGGCCCCCAAGAGCAAGAAGAAGAAGCAGCUGCCGGCUGGGGAUGGUGGGGAGCGUGUGGUAUCCCCAGAAAAGGCCCCCAGGACUGCCAAGGGGAAGUCCAAGAGGGACAGAGCGAGUGGUGACAUCAAGGAGAAGAAGGAGAAGGAGUCUCCUGGUUCCCAAGGGGCCAAGGAGAAGCCGGAAGGGGAGCCGGGGAUGGUGAAGGGUGAGGGGGGAGACCAAGGCAACCCAAAGAGCAAGAAGGAGAAGAAGAAAGCUGACAAGAAAAAAAAAGACAAGGAAAAAAAGGAAAAGAAGAAGAAAGCAAAAAAGGCCUCAACCAAAGACCCUGACUCACUAUUGCAGAAGAAGAAAAAAAAAGAAGAAGACGGCAGAGCAGACUGUCUGAAGGACACCAGGCAGCAGAAGAGGAUGGCCAGCUGCGGUGUCCAUGCUGGCCAAGCCAGUGAGCCCUGCAGAGAGGCUGGUCCAAGAAGGAGGAGGAAGCACGCCCGGCUUACGUGACCACCACUCACUGACCCCAGCCUGACUUCUGCUCCAACGCAAGAUGCUUCGUAUGGACAUGUACAGCAUAUAUAUAUAUUUUUUUAAGGGACCCGCCCCUCCCUUCUCAGACCCAACAUGCCCAGAGGCCUCGGGGCUUUCCACCCCUGCCCUGUAGACCCAAGUAAGGCUCAGCCUGUGGCGCCUUCCAUGCCCUUGGUCUCCAGUUGAUGCUGAGGCUUUGUCCUCCUUUUGUCAGUUUUCUUCCCGUUUUGUGUGUAUGUUUUUUGUAAGAACUCAGAAAAUAAAAGACUUGAAGGAA